This is a messenger RNA of Mandrillus leucophaeus (drill), 5494 nucleotides long. RefSeq names its product ATP-binding cassette, sub-family C (CFTR/MRP), member 9 (gene ABCC9). Gene Ontology annotation, biological process: potassium ion transport; transmembrane transport. Gene Ontology annotation, molecular function: ABC-type transporter activity; ATP binding; sulfonylurea receptor activity. The record is from RefSeq and is a predicted model, not a curated record. Gene Ontology annotation, cellular component: membrane. The transcript is spliced from 41 exons. Bases 400 to 5049 code for a protein of 1549 amino acids. Lineage: Eukaryota; Metazoa; Chordata; Mammalia; Primates; Cercopithecidae.
GGGGAGGGUCUCCGGCCCCAGGCGCUGCGCGCGGGGCUUCUGCCCAGUUUCCUGCCUCACAGUCGCGGUGUCCGCCCCGGCCCAGAGCAAUUUGUGCAAUUUGGAAACUCGAUAGGAGGCAGCAGCUGGUCUCCCACCACCCUAAAAAUAAUCCGCUCCGGCGCACUGCGUGCUUCGCCUAGGGGAGGAAAACUGUCAUCGGAGAGUUCUGCGUCCGGGUUUGAAAUUUACAUCUUAAGACAGUGUAGGAAGUCGGUGUUUUGAAGGUAGCUCAAGUGCACCGGCAGGGAUUUGAAGCAGCGUGAAGCUAUUGCCCGAGGGAAAGUAUUGUUUGUAACCAUUGCUAAAUCAAUUAUCAAUGAAAGGAAAGAAAGAAAAGAGUAAACCAUAUAAGAAGAAAUGAGCCUUUCAUUUUGUGGUAACAACAUUUCUUCAUAUAAUAUUAAUGAUGGUGUAUUACAAAAUUCCUGCUUUGUGGAUGCCCUCAACCUAGUCCCACAUGUCUUUCUGUUGUUUAUCACUUUUCCAAUAUUGUUUAUUGGGUGGGGGAGCCAAAGCUCAAAAGUACAAAUUCACCACAACACAUGGCUUCAUUUUCCGGGACAUAACCUGAGAUGGAUUCUUACAUUCGCUCUCCUGUUUGUGCAUGUCUGUGAAAUAGCAGAAGGCAUUGUUUCAGACUCGCGACGGGAAUCAAGGCACCUCCACCUCUUUAUGCCGGCCGUGAUGGGAUUCGUUGCCACUACAACAUCAAUAGUGUAUUAUCAUAAUAUCGAAACAUCAAAUUUUCCUAAAUUACUUUUAGCCCUAUUCCUGUAUUGGGUAAUGGCUUUUAUUACCAAAACAAUAAAAUUGGUUAAGUACUGUCAGUCUGGUUUGGACAUAUCAAACCUGCGUUUCUGCAUCACAGGCAUGAUGGUCAUCUUGAAUGGGCUCUUGAUGGCUGUGGAGAUCAAUGUCAUUCGAGUCAGGAGAUACGUAUUCUUCAUGAAUCCUCAGAAAGUAAAGCCUCCUGAAGACCUCCAGGAUCUGGGAGUGAGAUUUCUUCAACCAUUUGUGAAUUUGCUGUCAAAAGCAACAUACUGGUGGAUGAAUACACUUAUUAUAACUGCUCAUAAAAAGCCUAUUGAUCUGAAGGCAAUUGGAAAAUUGCCAAUAGCAAUGAGGGCAGUAACAAAUUAUGUUUGCCUGAAAGAUGCGUAUGAAGAACAAAAGAAAAAAGUUGCAGAUCAUCCAAAUCGGACUCCAUCUAUAUGGCUUGCAAUGUACAGAGCUUUUGGGCGACCAAUUCUACUCAGUAGCACAUUCCGCUAUCUGGCUGACUUACUGGGUUUUGCUGGACCUCUUUGUAUUUCUGGAAUAGUUCAGCGUGUGAAUGAAACCCAGAAUAGGACAAACAACACAACUGGAAUUUCAGAAACCCUCUCAUCAAAGGAAUUUCUUGAAAACGCUUAUGUUCUAGCAGUUCUUCUCUUCUUGGCUCUUAUUCUGCAAAGGACAUUUUUGCAGGCUUCCUACUAUGUAACCAUAGAGACUGGCAUUAACCUCCGUGGAGCUCUGCUGGCCAUGAUUUAUAACAAAAUCCUUAGGCUGUCUACGUCUAACUUAUCCAUGGGGGAGAUGACUCUGGGACAGAUCAACAACUUAGUUGCCAUUGAAACUAAUCAACUCAUGUGGUUUUUGUUCCUGUGUCCCAAUCUAUGGGCUAUGCCUGUUCAGAUCAUAAUGGGCGUGAUUCUGCUCUAUAAUUUACUUGGAUCAAGUGCAUUGGUUGGUGCAGCUGUCAUUGUGCUCCUUGCGCCAAUUCAGUACUUUAUUGCUACAAAGUUGGCAGAGGCUCAGAAAAGUACACUUGAUUAUUCCACUGAGAGACUGAAGAAAACAAAUGAAAUAUUGAAAGGCAUCAAACUUCUAAAAUUGUAUGCCUGGGAACACAUUUUCUGCAAAAGCGUGGAGGAAACAAGAAUGAAAGAACUGUCUAGUCUCAAAACCUUUGCACUUUAUACAUCACUCUCCAUCUUCAUGAAUGCAGCAAUUCCCAUAGCAGCUGUUCUUGCUACGUUUGUGACCCAUGCGUAUGCCAGUGGAAACAAUCUGAAACCUGCAGAGGCCUUUGCUUCACUGUCUCUCUUCCACAUCCUGGUCACACCACUGUUCCUGCUCUCCACAGUGGUCAGAUUUGCAGUCAAAGCCAUCAUAAGUGUUCAAAAGCUGAAUGAGUUUCUCUUGAGUGAUGAGAUUGGUGAUGACAGUUGGCGAACUGGUGAAGGUUCGCUUCCUUUUGAGUCCUGUAAGAAGCACACUGGAGUUCAGCCAAAAACUAUAAACAGGAAACAGCCUGGAAGAUAUCACCUGGACAGCUAUGAGCAAUCAACACGGCGUCUACGUCCCACAGAAACAGAGGACAUCGCAAUAAAGGUCACAAAUGGAUACUUUUCAUGGGGCAGUGGUUUAGCCACAUUAUCCAAUAUAGACAUUCGAAUUCCAACAGGUCAGUUAACCAUGAUUGUGGGCCAAGUAGGAUGUGGGAAGUCCUCUCUUCUCCUUGCCAUCCUUGGUGAGAUGCAGACGUUGGAAGGAAAAGUUCACUGGAGCAAUGUAAAUGAAUCUGAGCCUUCUUUUGAAGCAACCAGAAGUAGGAACAGGUAUUCUGUGGCGUAUGCAGCUCAAAAGCCUUGGCUAUUAAAUGCUACAGUAGAAGAAAAUAUUACUUUUGGAAGUCCUUUUAACAAACAGAGGUACAAAGCUGUCACGGAUGCCUGUUCUCUUCAGCCAGAUAUUGACUUAUUACCAUUUGGAGAUCAAACUGAAAUUGGAGAGAGGGGCAUCAACCUGAGUGGGGGACAGAGGCAGAGAAUCUGUGUGGCACGCGCGCUGUAUCAAAACACCAACAUUGUCUUUUUGGAUGAUCCAUUCUCAGCCCUGGACAUUCACUUGAGUGAUCACCUAAUGCAGGAGGGAAUUUUGAAAUUCCUGCAAGAUGACAAAAGGACACUCGUUCUUGUGACUCACAAAUUACAGUAUCUGACGCACGCUGACUGGAUCAUAGCCAUGAAAGAUGGAAGUGUCCUAAGAGAAGGAACUUUGAAGGACAUUCAAACCAAAGAUGUUGAGCUUUAUGAACACUGGAAAACACUUAUGAAUCGGCAAGAUCAAGAAUUAGAAAAGGAUAUGGAAGCUGAUCAAACUACUUUAGAGAGGAAAACUCUCCGAAGGGCCAUGUAUUCAAGAGAAGCCAAAGCCCAAAUGGAGGACGAAGAUGAAGAGGAAGAAGAGGAGGAAGAUGAGGAUGAUAACAUGUCCACCGUAAUGAGGCUCAGGACUAAAAUGCCAUGGAAAACCUGCUGGCGCUACCUGACAUCUGGAGGAUUCUUCCUGCUCAUCCUGAUGAUUUUCUCUAAGCUUUUGAAGCAUUCAGUCAUUGUAGCUAUAGACUAUUGGCUGGCCACAUGGACAUCGGAGUACAGUAUAAACAAUACUGGAAAAGCUGAUCAGACCUACUAUGUGGCUGGCUUUAGCAUACUUUGUGGAGCAGGCAUUUUCCUUUGCCUUGUUACAUCCCUCACUGUAGAAUGGAUGGGUCUCACAGCUGCCAAAAAUCUUCACCACAACCUUCUCAAUAAGAUAAUCCUUGGACCAAUAAGGUUUUUUGAUACCACACCCCUGGGACUGAUUCUCAAUCGCUUUUCAGCUGAUACUAAUAUCAUUGAUCAGCACAUCCCUCCAACCUUAGAAUCUCUAACUCGCUCCACACUGCUCUGCCUGUCCGCCAUUGGGAUGAUUUCUUAUGCUACUCCUGUGUUCCUGGUUGCUCUCCUGCCCCUUGGUGUCGCCUUUUAUUUUAUCCAGAAAUACUUUCGGGUUGCCUCUAAGGACCUCCAGGAACUUGAUGAUAGUACCCAGCUCCCCCUGCUCUGUCACUUCUCAGAAACAGCAGAAGGACUCACCACCAUUCGGGCCUUUAGGCAUGAAACCAGAUUUAAACAACGUAUGCUGGAACUGACGGACACAAACAACAUUGCCUACUUAUUCCUCUCAGCUGCCAACAGAUGGCUGGAGGUCAGGACGGAUUAUCUGGGAGCCUGCAUUGUCCUCACUGCAUCUAUAGCAUCCAUUAGUGGGUCUUCGAAUUCUGGAUUGGUAGGCUUGGGUCUUCUGUAUGCACUUACGAUAACCAAUUAUUUGAAUUGGGUUGUGAGGAACUUGGCUGACCUGGAGGUCCAGAUGGGUGCAGUGAAGAAAGUGAACAGUUUCCUGACUAUGGAGUCAGAGAACUAUGAAGGCACAAUGGAUCCUUCUCAAGUUCCAGAACAUUGGCCACAAGAAGGGGAGAUUAGGAUACAUGAUCUGUGUGUCAGAUAUGAAAAUAAUCUGAAACCUGUUCUUAAGCACGUCAAAGCUUACAUCAAACCUGGACAAAAGGUGGGCAUAUGUGGUCGCACUGGCAGUGGGAAAUCAUCGUUGUCUCUGGCUUUCUUCAGAAUGGUUGAUAUAUUUGAUGGAAAAAUUGUCAUUGAUGGGAUAGACAUUUCCAAAUUACCACUGCACACACUACGUUCUAGACUUUCAAUCAUUCUGCAGGAUCCAAUACUAUUCAGUGGUUCCAUUAGAUUUAAUUUAGAUCCAGAGUGCAAAUGCACAGAUGACAGACUCUGGGAAGCCUUAGAAAUUGCUCAGCUGAAGAAUAUGGUCAAAUCUCUACCAGGAGGUCUAGAUGCGGUUGUCACUGAAGGUGGGGAGAAUUUUAGUGUUGGACAGAGACAGCUAUUUUGCCUUGCCAGGGCCUUUGUCCGCAAAAGCAGCAUUCUUAUUAUGGAUGAGGCAACAGCUUCCAUUGACAUGGCCACAGAGAAUAUUUUGCAAAAAGUAGUAAUGACAGCUUUUGCAGACCGGACCGUGGUGACAAUAGCUCAUCGAGUACACACUAUUCUGACGGCAGACCUGGUUAUUGUGAUGAAGCGAGGAAAUAUUUUAGAAUAUGACACUCCAGAAAGCCUCUUGGCUCGGGAAGAUGGAGUAUUUGCUUCUUUUGUUCGCGCAGACAUGUGAAGGAGUGUCUUAAAACAAUACGUGUAUUUAAAAUAAUGCAGUCAUAACCUAAUUAACGUUAAUGGAUCAUCGGCUUGACCUCUGUAAAGUGGCAUCUUAAACUUUUACAGAUUUUUGCACAAGAAGUUGACAUUUAUUUUUCCUGUUUUUUAAAACAGUUUUGCAAGGUAUUAGUGCAUAAUAUGUUCAUUAUUGAUGUUUUUAUAGUGAUCAAGCCACUCUACCUUUAAGAAUAACUAGGUUGUAUUAAAACAUGUAAGCUACUUUAAGUGGUAAAUCAAUAGCUAAAGUUUUCUCAUAACUUUAAGUCUGGUAAAUAUCUCUCAGGCAUGGAAGUUUCAAUGAGUAAUCAGUAUUACUAUACUCUUGUUUGUAAGAAUAUAUUUUCCUUAUUGUUUAAGUCUCUAGGGGUUAUUGGAAGAGAAUAAAAAGGACAUGUUUUCUA